UGUCCACAGACGCAACGUCUUAUCAAAUGAAGACGUGAGCAGGCUGAUUGCGUUCAAUGACGAAAAUAGGUUUUGUAGUGCGCUCGCAAUGCGAGAUAGACUGGGGCUACAGUGUCAUAGAACGACAGUGGGUAGAUAUCUGCACAAGGAAGGCAUCCACAGAAGGAUACCGGCAGUGAAGCCAUUGCUCACUGAGGAUCAUAGAAGGAGAAGACUACAGUUCUGCCAGGAGAACCUGAAUAGGGACUGGAGCACCGUAGUCUUCUCCGAUGAAAAAUUUUUUUGUACUAAUACGGAUUACCGACCGCCGCUAUGGCGUCGGAACAACACUAGAUACGACCCAGCAAACAUAAUCCCCAACAGAACCACGGGUCGGACGACAAUGGGAUACUGGGGGUGGAUGACGGCGGAUGGACCAGGGGAUUUAGUUAGUAUAACUGACAGAAUGAACUCGCAACAAUAUGUGGACAUGUUAAAUAAUAGUUUUAUCCCAUCAUCCGGAUUUUCUAUCCACAAAGUAGAAUCACUUUUGUACAAGAUAAUUCCGCCGUUCAUACGUCACACAUGGUGCGAAAUUAUCUUGCACAAGAGGAUUACAAUGUCAUUGCCUGGCCAGCAAAAUCUCCAGACCUUAACCCAAUAGAAAACCUGUGGGGUAUAAUGGUCCAAAAGUGGAGCACUGGCGGACCGCUCCCCAAUAGGCGGGAUAAUCUCGACACCCAUUGUAGGCGGCUAUGGGAAUCCUUCCGGGGAACGGAUGUCUGCAAAAACUUGGUGGACAGCAUGCGCACUAGGAUGCAAUCCUGUAUAGACGCAGAAGGUCAUCCUAUCGCAUAUUGGUAAGAUAUUUUAUAUAGCGUAUUGUGUUUAUUAUAUAUCAUGCAUUAAAAUCGGCUCCGUACAAUGAUUGCUCGAAGUAUCGCAUAAACAUGGC
This is a messenger RNA of Acanthoscelides obtectus, 934 nucleotides long. The record is from the annotation of a GenBank genome assembly. NCBI's taxonomy places the organism in Eukaryota, Metazoa, Arthropoda, Insecta, Coleoptera, Chrysomelidae.